This is a messenger RNA of Atta colombica, 1114 nucleotides long. RefSeq names its product SAP domain-containing ribonucleoprotein. Bases 174 to 941 code for a protein of 255 amino acids. The transcript has 7 exons. The record is from RefSeq and is a predicted model, not a curated record. Gene Ontology annotation, biological process: poly(A)+ mRNA export from nucleus. Lineage: Eukaryota; Metazoa; Arthropoda; Insecta; Hymenoptera; Formicidae. Gene Ontology annotation, cellular component: nucleus.
UUGCCGCUUAAACAGGCGUGUUGUACCCGGUCGUGUCGUCGUUCCAUUUGGUUCCAUUUAUGCGAAGGCUGUAACAGUGAAAGAUACGAAGAAACGAACGCUCGUAAGUGGCGAUGAGAUGUUAAUCGACCAUCAGUAGCGUACUUGUGAUUCGGAAAAAAUUUGAACGCACGAUGGCUGAUUCGUCUUAUGAGAAAGGGUUAACUGAAUUGUCGAAAAUGAAGGUAGCUGAUCUAAGGGCUGAAUUAAAACAACGAGGACUUUCCACUGCAGGCAAUAAAAAUGAAUUGGUAGAAAGACUCCAGUUAGCAAUUCACGGAGAUGCUGCAUUGUCUUUAGAUGAAACUACGGAAGAGAUUUUAGAUGAAGAUGAAGUACUUGGUGAUGAAGAAAUAGAAGAAUUAUCAAGUAAGCCAGACUCACAAGAGACCCCUGAGAAGCGAAAAUUGUCUAUAGAUAAUAUAACCAACAAUUCCAAUGCAAAAAAGAUAGUGCUAAACCGCAAAUCUGUAUUGGAAGAAAUAAAGAAUGACCAAAUGGAGAAGAAGGAAAAUAAAGGAGUGAAAGUGAUCGAAAGUGAUGACGCCCCGCCGGAGAAAAAAAUUAUUAAACUAUCCGAGCUCAGCACGAAAGAGAGAUUGGAAAUGAGAGCUAAGAAAUUUGGAAUGCCAUUAUCCGAGGCGGCAAAGAAAGAGGCUAGAUUAGCUCGUUUUAACGUAAAUAAUCAAAAUAAUAAAUCGGCUGCAUCUAUAAAGACACCUGUGCCUACUACAUAUGAAGUAUUGAAAAAACGUGCAGAAAGAUUUGGUACCUCAGUAUCUACUUUGAUGGAGAAGGUUGAGAUGGCUGAACGAUUGGAGAAAAGAAAGGCCAGAUUCGGUGAAGUGAAACCUGAGAAUAAACUAUCUAAGAAUAAUUCUAAGAUUAAGAUUGUUAAAUGAUACUCGGUGUUAUAUACUAAAUCAACGAUCUAGAUUACAAAAAUUUAAUUUAAGUCUUAUUUUGAAUAAACUAUUAUACACACGAGAAAGGAGAAUAAUGACUCAUUGAAGAUAAUGUAUAAUACUUUUUAAUACCAUUAUUACUUCAAUAUUAAAGCAACCAUACUUUUUUC